This is a messenger RNA of Sturnus vulgaris (Common starling), 3672 nucleotides long. It is a transcript of the gene MYEF2, whose product is annotated as myelin expression factor 2. Gene Ontology annotation, molecular function: mRNA binding. Gene Ontology annotation, cellular component: nucleus; cytoplasm. NCBI's taxonomy places the organism in Eukaryota, Metazoa, Chordata, Aves, Passeriformes, Sturnidae. The record is from RefSeq and is a predicted model, not a curated record.
AUGGCGGAGAGCGAUAGGGCGGAGGCGGCCGCGCCGCGCCGAGCCGAGGAGGCGGCCGGCCAGGCGCCACAGCCGUCGCCGCAGCAGCAGCAGCAGCCGCAGCAGCAGCCGGCACCGCAACAACAGACGCCGCAACAGCCGCCGCAGGAUGAGGAGGCGGCGGCGGCGGCGGCGGCCGCGGCACCCGGUAGCGGCGCGGGCAGCGCAAAUGGCGUCAAAAUGGAUAAUGAUGAGACAGCAAAAGAAGGGAAAGCACCUGUGAAAGAGAAAUUCGUUGCAAAAGCGAAGGCAAUCCCUUCUCUUGGAAACAAGAAUAGAUUCCACCCCUAUGCAAAGGAGAAGAACACAGGCUCUGGAGACAAGAAGGCUGUUAAUCGCAAUAGAGUUUUUAUUAGCAACAUCCCGUAUGACAUGAAAUGGCAAGCUAUUAAAGACCUGAUGAGAGAGAAAGUUGGUGAGGUUACAUACGUGGAGCUGUUUAAGGAUGCUGAAGGAAAAUCAAGGGGUUGUGGCGUGGUUGAAUUCAAAGAUGAAGAAUUUGUUAAGAAGGCAUUAGACACUAUGAACAAAUAUGAUCUUAGUGGAAGACCCCUGAAUAUUAAAGAGGAUCCUGAAGGGGAACAUGCUCGUAGGGCACUGCAGCGGGGAGGAGGGCAGUUUCCAGGGGGACACGGACCUGAUGCAGCACCUGGAAUGAUGAAUUUACCACCGUCUAUUCUCAAUAAUCCAAACAUUCCUCCUGAGGUUAUCAGUAAUUUGCAAGCAGGCAGGCUUGGAUCCACGAUUUUUGUUGCCAAUCUUGACUUCAAAGUUGGCUGGAAGAAACUGAAGGAGGUAUUCAGCAUUGCUGGAACUGUGAAGCGUGCAGACAUCAAAGAAGAUAAAGAUGGCAAGAGUCGAGGAAUGGGAACAGUUACCUUUGAACAAGCAAUUGAAGCUGUUCAAGCAAUAUCUAUGUUCAAUGGACAAUUCCUGUUUGAUAGACCCAUGCAUGUAAAAAUGGAUGACAAAUCAGUUCCUCAUGAAGACUUCCGUGUUGUGGACAGCAAAAGCUCCCAAUUACCUCGUGGUCUUGGUGGCAUUGGUAUGGGGCUUGGACCAGGUGGACAGCCCAUCAGUGCAACACAGCUGAGCAUGGGUGGUGGAAUGGGGAGCAUGGGUCCAGGAGGUAUGGGAAUAGACGGCCCAGGAUUUGGUGGAAUGAGUAGAAUGGGAGGCGGACUUCCUGGAUUUCGUGGAAUGGAAGGAAUGCCUAACAUGGGAGGAUUUGGAGUCAACCGAAUGGGAGAAAUGUUCCGUGGUGGAAUGGGAGCAAACAUGGAAAGAGAAUUUGGUCGUGGUGACAUGGCAUUGAACCGUGGUUUUGGAGAGUCUUUUGGAAGGAUGGGUGGUGCAAUGAUUGGUGUUUUUGCAGGAGGAAUGGGAGCACCUAGCAUGGGCCCAGUAAGAUCUGGAAUGAGUGGUGGAAUGGGUGGUAUGAACAAUAUGGCUGGAGGAAUGGGAAUGGAUCGGAUGGGUUCUGGUUUUGAUCGAAUGGGACCAGCCAUGGGUGGAGGCCUGGACAGGAACAUGGACAUCGAUCGAGGAUUUGUGCCUGGCCCAAUGGGAAGUGGCAUGAGAGAGAGAUUAGGCUCUAAAGGCAACCAGAUAUUUGUGAGAAAUCUUCCUUUUGACUUGACCUGGCAGAAGCUAAAGGAGAAAUUCAGUCAAUGUGGUCAUGUAAUGUUUGCAGAAAUAAAAAUGGAGAAUGGAAAAUCAAAGGGCUGUGGAACAGUCAGAUUUGACUCACCAGAAUCUGCUGAAAAGGCCUGUAGGAUAAUGAACGGCAUAAAAAUCAGUGGCAGAGAAAUUGAUGUCCGCUUGGAUCGCAAUGCAUAAUUUAAAACUGUGUGUUCAGGAACAUUCCUAUGUCUGUUUAGCUUCUCUAUCUUAGUAAGUCAUUUUUAGUAACAUUGUAUGCUUACAAAAGCUGUAAAAAGGAACUUUUAAAUCCCACCAGCCUUUAACAGUAUAGUGUUUAAUAUACUGUGAUUCUUGUUAACUGAAUCUUACUAUGUUUGGUUUUUAAAGACAAUUUGCCUGAUUUUUGUUGUUUUUUUAGAGGCACUGAGCACCUGCAGGUCCCUAUAGACUGUGGAUUCUUUGGAUGCUCAGUGCCUUUGGAAAAUUAGGCCAAGUGUCUCUAGUCAUUCAGUUUAAAUGAAUGGUUAUACUGUUUUUAAUAAAAUAAGCCAUUUUCUCUGUUAAUCUCCAGAUUGCAUAGUGGGAUUUAUUUGGUGUUUUCUGAUCUUUUUUUUCCCCUCCAGUGUGUAUCAACAUUGUAAUGUAAAAAGUAGAUGUCUUUUUCAGAAUUUUGGUUUUAUAUGUGCGUUGUAGUCAUACUGUAAUUCUUGACUCUAAAAGAAAGGGCUCCAAUUAGGCUGUGAUGUUUUUGUUCUACCUAAUAUUACUUUAAUGACAUGACUUAGUUCUGUAUAUAAGAUUUAGAGCCCAAUGGGAGUUUGGAGUUAGUUUUUUUAAUUUUAUUUUGACUAAAUGAAGAAACUGAUUGUUUUCUCCUGCUUUUAUUUUUUUCAUCAGCAUAAUCACUGAUUAAAACUAGUUACCACAGACCCUUGUAGGAUUGUUUCCUAUGAUGCCAAGUUCAUAUAAAAUUGAUAAUACAGUAAAUACUAAGUACAGGACAAGACAAAUUGUUCCCAAUUUUUUAUCUAUUUUCCAGCCAUUCAGGUGAACUGCCAGAAAAAUAAAACCAACAGAACAGAUAAGAGAAAUGGCUGUGUAUAUCAGACCAUUGCUGUUCACUUCUAGGGGUCCUGAUGUAUUUAUGAAGGCAGUUUUUAUAAACCAGGGUAUUCCCAAACAGAGCAUAUCAAACACAUUGGAUCCUACAAUGUUAGACAUAGCCAUAUCUCCAUUUCCUGUAAAAGAAGAAGUACAAAUAAGUUGGCUUAGUUGUAUUGCAUGAAAUUGCCAAACUGUUUUGGAGGAACAGACUGCCAGCCCUCAGUUUCUCACAGAGCCCUUUUCAGAUUUGUCGUCAGAAGAACUAUAGUCACGAUUCUACAGAACAUGGGUACCACAACCAUAGAAAGUCUCCCUAAAUCACCAGCAUCUGCACAGUUGCACUUAAAAUUAAGCUAGAUAGGCUAUUAUAAAGUCCAGUUAUGUUUAAAAUACCAAGACCUACAGUUGUGUUCUGCAGUAAAACUGUAAUAUUUAAUCAACAACAACUAAACCAAUCUAGAAUACUUCUCUGAGAUACUCUUGAGAAGUUUUUAAAUGUCUGAGCCACAGCUUUUUCAGGUAAGCUAUUUAUUUAUUUUUAGUAAACAUAAGCUCUAAAAUCUGGAGCACAAAUUUUGAAGUUACUCCUUGAAUUUAUCAAAAUGUUGACUGGAAUUCUUUCUUUUUCUAGUACCUUUUAAACACAUCCAUUGGCAUGAGCCUAAAUACUAAAAUCUUUACCUUUUCGAGCAACCAGCACACUUGCAACUGUAUCUGGUAUACUUGUUCCUGCUGCGAGUAAUGUGAGACCCAUUACUGACUCUGGGAUUCCCAGCGUUUCACCUGCAGUUGAGAAAUAAUGGUAGGAAAUCCAAGUGUGGUUUUAGUUAGAGUUCAUCCAAAGAAAGUGCUUUGGACUUUGUUUGCUAGAGAAAGAAUCAGUAA